CCUACGACAACGAGCAGCGUCUGCACCUUGGAUCCUCGCCGCGAACUCCUCCUAUGAUACUUUCUGGGCGUAACCGAUACUCUCCAGCUCCGCAUUCAAAUUCAAGUCGGAUGCGGCUAGCCGCUGCACAAACUCCUUCAACUGGCACUCUGGUGGAACCACGUCGAACUUUCAAAAUCGUCAGCGAAUUUCCACAGAGCGAGGUCCGCGACCUCGAUCUGCCACCUGCACUGGGGAGAAUGCGUGGCCACGAGCCGCACUACUUGGUUCGACCACGCUGGGAUGGGACGCCGAAGUGCGCCCUGGCACAAUCUUACCGUAUGCGGGUCGCCCGCCCAUGAGCCCUCCCUCUUCCGAGGAGGAGCGCCCCUCCCCGCUCGCCCCUGGCCCUCGCCAACGGCACACGGGGCCGGCGACGCGCACUCCGCGGGCGCAAGGCGCGCGCCCUCCGGCACGCGCCGUCGGCCCGAAGCGUAGUCGAGGACAGCACGUUGAACAGCACUCGGGCGCCCCGUCUCACGACCCGGACCCCGCCCCGCCGAAGAGGUCUGGUCAGCCGCCCGCCCUCGCCCUCGCCCUCGCUACGACGGUGGCUUUGCGGAGGCAGCGCCACGAGAAAGGCCGCCCCUUCUCUUCAGGAGCCAGCUUCUUCCCUGCCGGGAUGCACGUGUGACAAAACGGGCAGAGGUCACCGUUUUUGCAGCCGCGCUCGGCGAACAAGCAAGGGCGGCACCUACCCGUCGAGUGCAGGAUAGACUCCCGUGUCGGACCUACGUCAGAGUUGGCCCCAUCCCGGCACGCGGUGCCAUCGAGUCAGGCGGACGAACCCCCGCUAACGGCGUGGGCCACAGCUCCGGCGCCUGCCGCUGCAGCCCGGGCGGGCCCGCGGCCAGGCGGGCGAGCACGUCAGUCAGUCGCGGGUCCUAUGGUUGGGGAAUACAUGUCCGUAGCGGCGGCCUGGUGGGCCGGGACCACGGGGCCACGACCCCGCGGAUACGGGGCGCCUUUGAUUCGCGGAUGGCCUGCGCAAAAGGUAUCCGCACGACCGCACAUCCGCGGGAUCGCGUCCCGGAAUCCAGACCGCAAGGGCGCGGAUGCGGAUGUGUUCGCCGCUCGCGAGCUCCUGCAACUGCUCUUGCAGCUGCUCGAGGAUCUGCACCGUGGCCCCUGCCUGCUGCUCAGCCGGCGCGGGCACGCCGAUCGAGUCGUCGGCUUCGCCCUGAGCCUUACGACGUCUGCCCGAGCCCGUGUACGCGGCGGCGGCAGCCGCUGCUGAGGCAGCCAUCGGAGGUGGGUCCGCGCUCGCCACUGCAUCAGCGAAGACGGGUAUAGCUACACCUUCAAGCGACAUCGCGAAGAAACUACAACAGCGCACUGCUAUCUUUUCUGGGCUUCGCGGAUGCACCUGCAAAAGGCUCCCCCUACCUUGUGAGGGGGAGCCGGCCGUUGCGAGCCUUUCGACUGGAGCCGAAGAUGCU
Molecule: messenger RNA, 1478 nt
Organism: Prorocentrum cordatum
Lineage: Eukaryota; Dinophyceae; Prorocentrales; Prorocentraceae
Source: the annotation of a GenBank genome assembly